GGUUUCUGUUAUGUGUCCUAAUGAACAUAUCCCUGCUGGGCGUGUGGGACUCUUCUUCAGGCACAGUCGGGCCAAGAUGUGUUUCAUAAACACAGGACCAGUGAAAAUGGCAUCGCAGAGAAAACACAGGUUGAAUGCUCCCCAACCCCUGGCUCCAGCAGCCUGCCUCUGUGUCCUCCUAGUCCUAACUGUGACAGCCAUGGGCAGUCAUAUUCCUAGUACCAGUCUGCUGUGUAACUUCUGUCCUCUACAACACAAAGGAAGGUCCUGCAGUAACGAUUCCACCACAGAGUGUCUCCCGCAAGAGCGCUGUGGUACUAGCAGUGGGCGUUUCGGUUCCACUCACAUCCUGUCUGCACAGGGCUGCUUGACCCCUGACCUCUGUAACUCCACCCAUGCUGUGACCUACCGAGGGGUCAACUAUAAUGUGACAUACAGGUGUUGCUGUAGUGACAAGUGUAACCAGCCUCCAGCCCCUGAUACCUACAUUAAGAGUCUGUUAGGAGUGACGUUGGAGCACAGUGAGAAGCCUCCUUCUUCCGCGACGGACCCUCUGCAACGAUGCCCUGGAGAUGAGGACGUGGCGGAGGAUGACGCCGUGGCUCCACUACACGGAGAAAACGACAUGAAUUCCAUCUAUAAAGUCCUCUCAGAUCUCCAGGAGUGGCUAAAGAGUAGCGGCUAGGGGUCAGUCUGGAAUUCAGCCAUACUUGUCACUGGGGGACGGGCCUGUUAGCCACAGUCCCUGUCCCCACCCUCAUGCAAGGGAGGGGCCUGUUAGCCACAGUCCCUGUCCCCCACCCUCAUGCAAGGGAUGACACUUAUUCAAAUAGAUUUUCUAUUUCCAGUGUAAAAUGUGCUUAUUUAUUCAAUUAUUUGUAAUAACUGGCGUGAAGUGUAAUCUAUGUUUUUAGUGAUGUUGCAAUAUUGCCGUGUGGUAAAAGCUGUAGUUCUCAGUGUGGUAGCUGGUGAAUGGAGUGAAUACAGAAAGCAUGUUGAAGUACCUGUCCAGUGUCUCCAGGUUUCUAUGAAAUAUUACAAUGAGUGAAAUCAUGUUCCUUCCAAAACAAUUAAAGAACCAGGGCAGUAAAAAAGAAA
Oncorhynchus kisutch (coho salmon) is the source of this 1098-nucleotide messenger RNA. RefSeq lists its product as uncharacterized. Gene Ontology annotation, cellular component: membrane. Bases 11 to 685 code for a protein of 224 amino acids. The transcript is spliced from 4 exons. Gene Ontology annotation, biological process: sperm-egg recognition. NCBI's taxonomy places the organism in Eukaryota, Metazoa, Chordata, Actinopteri, Salmoniformes, Salmonidae. The record is from RefSeq and is a predicted model, not a curated record.